Messenger RNA from Penicillium taxi, 375 nucleotides. Its product is annotated as 60S ribosomal protein uL29. Gene Ontology annotation, biological process: translation; maturation of LSU-rRNA from tricistronic rRNA transcript (SSU-rRNA, 5.8S rRNA, LSU-rRNA). Gene Ontology annotation, cellular component: cytosolic large ribosomal subunit; ribosome. NCBI's taxonomy places the organism in Eukaryota, Fungi, Ascomycota, Eurotiomycetes, Eurotiales, Aspergillaceae. The transcript is spliced from 3 exons. The record is from RefSeq and is a predicted model, not a curated record. The coding region runs from base 1 to 375 and encodes 124 amino acids. Gene Ontology annotation, molecular function: structural constituent of ribosome; mRNA binding.
AUGUCGUCCAAGGUCAAGGCUGGUCAGCUCUGGGGAAAGAACAAGGAGGAUCUCCACAAGCAGUUGGAAGAGUUGAAGACCGAGCUUAACCAGCUCCGCGUCCAGAAGAUCACCAACGGUGGUAACUCCAAGACUCUGCGCAUCCACGAUGUCCGCAAGUCUAUCGCCCGUGUCCUGACCGUUAUCAACGCCAACCAGCGCGCUCAGCUGCGUCUCUUCUACAAGGGCAAGAAGUACACCCCUCUUGACCUCCGCCCCAAGCUCACCCGUGAGCUGCGCCGCAAGCUCACCAAGUUCGAGGCUACCCGCACUACUGAGAAGCAGCGCAAGCGCCAGAUCCACUUCCCCCAGCGGAAGUACGCUGUUAAGGUAUGA